Messenger RNA from Musca vetustissima, 970 nucleotides. RefSeq lists its product as uncharacterized. Lineage: Eukaryota; Metazoa; Arthropoda; Insecta; Diptera; Muscidae. The coding region runs from base 2 to 970 and encodes 322 amino acids. The transcript has 3 exons. The record is from RefSeq and is a predicted model, not a curated record.
AAUGAAAUUCAGUGUUGCCUUGAUCGCCAUUGUGGCCCUUGUUGCCAGCGGCAGUGCCUUGCCAGCCAAGAAAAGGAUGGUUUACUAUCAACAGCCCACUGCCUACUACACCGCUCCCCAGCGCAUGAUGUACGUCCAAUAUGUUCAGCCAGCCCGUCCCUUUGCUCGCUCCACCCAGGCCGCCGAAGCUUUGGUAGCCGGUGAGACCGUUGCCACUGGUACCUAUUUGAAAGAUUGUAAUCACGCAGAAGCUGAUGUUGCCGCCGCAGGUCCCGCUGUUGAUGUUUCCGUCGAACAUGGUGAAGAGGUGUUGAGCGAAGCUGAAGCCUACCCCGCCUCGGGUGAAGCUGUACCUGUUGUUCCCGUUGCCGCUGUACCCGCCGAAGUUGACAUUGUGGCCGAAGAAAAUGAAGUUGCCGAUGAAGCUGCCAAGGUUCCACGUGACUAUAACUUCGAAGCUGCCGCUGAAGAAUCCGCUGUUGCCGCCUCCGCUGAAGAAGCCGCUGUCUAUGAAGCUGAACAACCAGCCGCCGCUGCUGAAGUUCCUGAGGUCGCUGAAGCCCCUGUAGCCGCCGCUGAAUUGCCCGCCCCCGCUCCCAUCGCUCCUGUUGCCAAGCCCGCCAAACGUUAUUUGCCCUCCAAGAAGAAGGUCUACGUUGAAUUGGAUCAAUCUGUUGAAGAGGAAGAAGUUGCCGAUGAGGAGGAUGAAUACGAAGUGCCCGUAGCUCCAGCUCGCCGCCCAGCCGUUAAGAAACCCGCCAAGGCCCCAACAGCUGCUGCUCCUAAGGCUGAUAAACCAUUGCCUGCCGGUACCUUCUUCCCAAUUAACUUCGGUGGCACCAGCGGUGGCGCCAUUGCCAUUGCCAACUCCUUCAGCACCGGUGAAGGUGGUUCGGCUACCAGCCAUGCCAUCGCUUAUGGUUCUCCUGAUACCGUACGUGCCCGUGUUCGUCCCGGCAAAUUCCAUUAA